AUGUCAUAUCUUAGGAUAUAUCAGCAAAUACAUACUGGAGAGAAACCCUACAGAUGUGAAGGAUGUGGCAAGUCCUUUUCUCAAACGUCAAGUCUUAGAAUACAUCAGCGAACACAUACUGGAGAGAAACCCUACAGAUGUCAAGGAUGUGGGAAGUCCUUUAGUAAAUGGUCACAUCUUAGAAGACAUCAGCAAAUACAUACUGGAGAGAAACCCUACAGAUGUAAAGAAUGUGGCAAGUCCCUUACUGAGAUGUCAGUUCUUAGAGUACUUAAGCGAAUACAUACUGGAGAGGUACCCUACAGUUGUGAAGAAUGUGCAAAGUGCUUUAGUAAAUGGUCAAAUCGUAGAAGACAAGAGCAAAUACAUACUGGAGAGAAAUCCUACAGAUGUGAAGAAUGUGGCUAGUCCUUUAGUCAAAUGAUAUAUUUCAGAUUACAUCAGCAAAUACAUACUGGAGAGAAACCCUAGAAAUGUAAAGAAUGUGGCAAUUCCUUUAGUCAAAUAUCGCAUGUUAGAUUACAUUAGCAAAUACAUACUGGAGAAAACGACACAAAUGUAAAGAAUGUGGCUAGUCUUUCAGUGAAUGGUCAAUUCUUAGAAGACAGCAGCAAAUAUGUACUGGAGAGAAACACUGC
Molecule: messenger RNA, 638 nt
Organism: Nannospalax galili (Upper Galilee mountains blind mole rat)
Lineage: Eukaryota; Metazoa; Chordata; Mammalia; Rodentia; Spalacidae
Product: zinc finger protein 239-like
Exons: 1
Coding region: 1-408 (135 amino acids)
Biological process (GO): central nervous system development; regulation of transcription by RNA polymerase II
Cellular component (GO): nucleus
Molecular function (GO): DNA-binding transcription factor activity, RNA polymerase II-specific; RNA polymerase II cis-regulatory region sequence-specific DNA binding
Source: RefSeq, a predicted model, not a curated record